Guyanagaster necrorhizus is the source of this 377-nucleotide messenger RNA. RefSeq lists its product as uncharacterized. The record is from RefSeq and is a predicted model, not a curated record. Bases 89 to 310 code for a protein of 73 amino acids. The transcript has a single exon. Lineage: Eukaryota; Fungi; Basidiomycota; Agaricomycetes; Agaricales; Physalacriaceae.
UGGCCUCGCUGAGGGUGCACUGCUGCGCUGCGACGAGUCUGAUCCUGUAAAAAUAUAGUGUGUUUGAUGCUCGAGGAUCAGAGCAUACAUGCGUAACUAUGUAGCCGGCGGAUCAUCCUUGCUCCUGAAGGCAACUUUGCGAAUGGCAAUGUGGCUCCUCACGAUGGUUGCUCAAAUGCGGUCGUCGAAUCCAGAACAAAGGCCGACGAUGUCGCAGCUUGUGGACACUGUCACUGAAAUGCGACACAGUUGUCCGGCGGCGAUAUUGUCUGAUUAUAUCGGUACUCAGCGGAGGGCGGUAGAGUGGUAGAAGUGGUAGAAAUUGGCUGCAUAUCAUAGACGGAAUUGCCGACAAUGAGCUUAUUGCGUCAUCAGCU